Macaca mulatta (Rhesus monkey) is the source of this 12713-nucleotide messenger RNA. RefSeq names its product protein tyrosine phosphatase receptor type T (gene PTPRT). Gene Ontology annotation, biological process: protein dephosphorylation. The record is from RefSeq and is a predicted model, not a curated record. Gene Ontology annotation, cellular component: membrane. Gene Ontology annotation, molecular function: protein tyrosine phosphatase activity; protein binding. Lineage: Eukaryota; Metazoa; Chordata; Mammalia; Primates; Cercopithecidae.
GCCUCAGUUCGCGCCGCGCCUCGGCUUGGAGCGCAGCGGCGCCGGCUCCGGGAGCCCGAGCGGAGCCAGCCGCGCUCACAUCCAGCGGCCGCACGGGCGAUGCGGGGCCGCCCCGCGCCCGCCCCAGUCCCGGCCCCAGCCCCGGCCCCCGCGGGAAGGGGCUGAGCCGCCCGCCGCCGCCCGGAUGGCGAGCCUCGCCGCGCUCGCCCUCAGCCUGCUCCUGAGGCUGCAGCUGCCGCCGCUGCCCGGCGCCCGGGCUCAGAGCGCCGCAGGUGGCUGUUCCUUUGAUGAGCACUACAGCAACUGUGGUUAUAGUGUGGCUCUAGGGACCAAUGGGUUCACCUGGGAGCAGAUUAACACAUGGGAGAAACCAAUGCUGGACCAGGCGGUGCCCACAGGAUCUUUCAUGAUGGUGAACAGCUCUGGGAGAGCCUCUGGCCAGAAGGCCCACCUUCUCCUGCCGACCCUGAAGGAGAAUGAUACCCACUGCAUCGACUUCCAUUACUACUUCUCCAGCCGUGACAGGUCCAGCCCAGGGGCCUUGAACGUCUAUGUGAAGGUGAAUGGUGGCCCCCAAGGGAACCCCGUCUGGAAUGUGUCCGGGGUCGUCACUGAGGGCUGGGUGAAGGCAGAGCUCGCCAUCAGCACUUUCUGGCCGCAUUUCUAUCAGGUGAUAUUUGAAUCCGUCUCAUUGAAGGGUCAUCCUGGCUACAUUGCUGUGGACGAGGUUCGGGUCCUUGCUCAUCCGUGCAGAAAAGCACCUCAUUUUCUGCGACUGCAAAACGUGGAGGUGAAUGUGGGGCAGAAUGCCACAUUUCAGUGCAUUGCUGGUGGGAAGUGGUCUCAGCAUGACAAGCUUUGGCUCCAGCAAUGGAAUGGCAGGGACACGGCCCUGAUGGUCACCCGCGUGGUCAACCACAGGCGCUUCUCAGCCACGGUCAGUGUGGCAGACACUGCCCAGCGGAGCGUCAGCAAGUACCGCUGUGUGAUCCGCUCUGACGGUGGUUCUGGUGUGUCCAACUACGCGGAGCUGAUUGUGAAAGAGCCUCCCACGCCCAUUGCUCCCCCAGAGCUGCUGGCUGUGGGGGCCACAUACCUGUGGAUCAAGCCAAAUGCCAACUCCAUCAUUGGGGAUGGCCCCAUCAUCCUGAAGGAAGUGGAAUAUCGCACCACCACAGGCACCUGGGCGGAGACCCACAUAGUCGACUCUCCCAACUACAAGCUGUGGCAUCUGGACCCCGACGUUGAGUAUGAGAUCCGAGUGCUCCUCACACGACCAGGUGAGGGGGGUACCGGACCGCCAGGGCCUCCCCUCACCACCAGGACCAAGUGUGCAGAUCCGGUGCAUGGCCCACAGAACGUGGAAAUCGUAGACAUCCGAGCCCGGCAGCUGACCCUGCAGUGGGAGCCCUUCGGCUACGCGGUGACCCGCUGCCAUAGCUACAACCUCACCGUGCAGUACCAGUACGUGUUCAACCAGCAGCAGUACGAGGCCGAGGAGGUCAUCCAGACCUCCUCCCACUACACCCUGCGAGGCCUGCGCCCCUUCAUGACCAUUCGCCUGCGACUCCUGCUGUCUAACCCCGAGGGCCGAAUGGAGAGCGAGGAGCUAGUGGUGCAGACUGAGGAAGACGUUCCAGGAGCUGUUCCUCUAGAAUCCAUCCAAGGGGGGCCCUUUGAGGAGAAGAUCUACAUCCAGUGGAAACCUCCCAAUGAGACCAAUGGGGUCAUCACGCUCUAUGAGAUCAACUACAAGGCUGUUGGCUCGCUGGACCCAAGUGCUGACCUCUCCAGCCAGAGGGGGAAAGUGUUCAAGCUCCGGAAUGAAACCCACCACCUCUUUGUGGGUCUGUAUCCAGGGACCACCUAUUCCUUCACCAUCAAGGCCAGCACAGCAAAGGGCUUUGGGCCCCCUGUCACCACUCGGAUCGCCACCAAAAUUUCAGCUCCAUCCAUGCCUGAGUACGACACAGACACCCCACUGAAUGAGACAGACACGACCAUCACAGUGAUGCUGAAACCCGCUCAGUCCCGGGGAGCCCCUGUCAGUGUUUAUCAGCUGGUUGUCAAGGAGGAGCGACCACAGAAGUCACGGAGGGCAGCUGACAUUAUUGAGUGCUUUUCGGUGCCUGUGAGCUAUCGGAAUGCCUCCAGCCUCGAUUCUCUACACUACUUUGCUGCUGAGUUGAAGCCUGCCAACCUGCCUGUCACCCAGCCAUUUACAGUGGGUGACAAUAAGACAUACAAUGGCUACUGGAACCCUCCUCUCUCUCCCCUGAAAAGCUACAGCAUCUACUUCCAGGCACUCAGCAAAGCCAAUGGAGAGACCAAAAUCAACUGUGUUCGUCUGGCUACAAAAGCACCAAUGGGCAGCGCCCAGGUGACCCCGGGGACUCCACUCUGCCUCCUCACCACAGGUGCCUCCACUCAGAAUUCUAACACUGUGGAGCCAGAGAAGCAGGUGGACAACACCGUGAAGAUGGCUGGCGUGAUCGCUGGCCUCCUCAUGUUCAUCAUCAUUCUCCUAGGUGUGAUGCUCACCAUCAAAAGGAGAAGAAAUGCUUAUUCCUACUCCUAUUACUUGAAGCUGGCCAAGAAGCAGAAGGAGACCCAGAGUGGAGCCCAGAGGGAGAUGGGGCCUGUGGCUUCUGCUGACAAACCCACCACCAAGCUCAGCGCCAGCCGCAAUGAUGAAGGCUUCUCUUCUAGUUCUCAGGACGUCAACGGAUUCACAGAUGGCAGCCGUGGGGAGCUUUCCCAGCCCACUCUCACGAUCCAGACUCAUCCCUACCGCACCUGUGACCCUGUGGAGAUGAGUUACCCCCGGGACCAGUUCCAGCCUGCCAUCCGGGUGGCUGACUUGCUGCAGCACAUCACGCAGAUGAAGAGAGGCCAGGGCUAUGGGUUCAAGGAGGAAUACGAGGCCUUACCAGAGGGGCAGACAGCUUCGUGGGACACAGCCAAGGAGGAUGAAAACCGCAAUAAGAAUCGAUAUGGGAACAUCAUAUCCUACGACCAUUCCCGGGUGAGACUGCUGGUGCUGGAUGGAGACCCGCACUCUGACUACAUCAAUGCCAACUACAUUGACGGAUACCAUCGACCUCGACACUACAUUGCAACUCAAGGUCCAAUGCAGGAGACCGUAAAGGACUUUUGGAGAAUGAUCUGGCAGGAGAACUCUGCCAGCAUCGUCAUGGUCACAAACCUGGUGGAGGUGGGCAGGGUGAAAUGUGUGCGAUACUGGCCAGAUGACACGGAGGUCUACGGAGACAUUAAAGUCACCCUGAUUGAAACAGAGCCCCUGGCAGAAUAUGUCAUACGCACCUUCACAGUCCAGAAGAAAGGCUACCAUGAGAUCCGGGAGCUCCGCCUCUUCCACUUCACCAGCUGGCCUGACCACGGCGUUCCCUGCUACGCCACUGGCCUUCUGGGCUUCGUCCGCCAGGUCAAGUUCCUCAACCCCCCAGAAGCAGGGCCCAUAGUGGUCCACUGCAGUGCUGGGGCUGGGCGGACUGGCUGCUUCAUUGCCAUUGACACCAUGCUUGACAUGGCCGAGAAUGAAGGGGUGGUGGACAUCUUCAACUGCGUGCGUGAGCUCCGGGCCCAGAGGGUCAACCUGGUACAGACAGAGGAGCAAUAUGUGUUUGUGCACGACGCCAUCCUGGAAGCGUGCCUCUGUGGCAACACUGCCAUCCCUGUGUGUGAGUUCCGUUCUCUCUACUACAAUAUCAGCAGGCUGGACCCCCAGACGAACUCCAGCCAAAUCAAAGAUGAAUUUCAGACCCUCAACAUUGUGACACCCCGUGUGAGGCCCGAGGACUGCAGCAUUGGGCUCCUGCCCCGGAACCAUGAUAAGAAUCGAAGCAUGGACGUGCUGCCUCUGGACCGCUGCCUGCCCUUCCUCAUCUCGGUGGACGGAGAAUCCAGCAAUUACAUCAACGCGGCACUGAUGGAUAGCCACAAGCAACCUGCCGCCUUCGUGGUCACCCAGCACCCUCUACCCAACACCGUGGCAGACUUCUGGAGGCUGGUGUUUGAUUACAACUGCUCCUCUGUGGUGAUGCUGAAUGAGAUGGACACUGCCCAGUUCUGUAUGCAGUACUGGCCUGAGAAGACCUCCGGGUGCUACGGGCCCAUCCAGGUGGAGUUCGUCUCCGCAGACAUCGACGAGGACAUCAUCCACAGAAUAUUCCGCAUCUGUAACAUGGCCCGGCCACAGGACGGUUAUCGUAUAGUCCAGCACCUCCAGUACAUUGGCUGGCCUGCCUACCGGGACACGCCCCCCUCCAAGCGCUCUCUGCUCAAAGUGGUCCGACGACUGGAGAAGUGGCAGGAGCAGUAUGACGGGAGGGAGGGACGCACUGUGGUCCACUGCCUAAACGGGGGAGGCCGUAGUGGAACCUUCUGUGCCAUCUGCAGUGUGUGUGAGAUGAUCCAGCAGCAAAACAUCAUUGACGUGUUCCACAUCGUGAAAACACUGCGUAACAACAAAUCCAACAUGGUGGAGACCCUGGAACAGUAUAAAUUUGUAUACGAGGUGGCACUGGAAUACUUAAGCUCCUUUUAGCUCAGUGGGAUGGGGAACCUGCCGGAGUCCAGAGGCUGCUGUGACCAAACCCCCUUUUGUGUGAAUGGCAGUAACUGGGCUCAGGGGCUCCGAGGUGGUGGCACCCUGCCUGACUCCAAGGAGAAGACUGGUGGCCCUGUGUUCCACGGGGGGCUCUGCACCUUCUGAGGGGUCUCCUGUUGCUGUGGGAGAUGCUGCUCCAAAAGGCCCAGGCUUCCUUUUCAACCUAACCAGCCACAGCCACGGGCCCAAGCAGAAGUACACCCACAAGCAAGGCCUUGGAUUUCUGGCUCCCAGACCUCCUGCUUUUGUUCUGAGUUUGUGGAUCUCGUGGCAAGCCGACUGUGCAGGUGCUGGGGAAUGGGAAGCUCCCCUGCCUUCCUUCUCCUUGGGAGUGGAGGAGAUGUGUGUUCUGCUCCUCCAUGUCAUGGAAAAGAUUGGGGCUCUUGGGGGUCACUGCUCUGCUGCCCCCUGCAACCUCCUUCAAGGGCCUCUGGCACCAGACAUUUGCAGUCUGGACCAGUGUGACCUUACAAUGUUCCCUAGGUCACAAGAGAGGCCCCCAUCCUCACACCUAACCUGCAUGGGGCUUGGCCCACAACCAUUCUGUACCCCUUCCCCAGCCUGGGCCUUGACUGUCCAGCAUUCACUGGCCGGCCAGCUGUGUCCACAGCACUCUUUGAUAAAGGUGUUCUUUGCUUUUUUGUGUGGUCAGUGGGAGAGGGUGGAACUGCAGGGAACUUCUCUGCUCCUCCUUGUCUUUGUAAAAAGGGACCACCUCCCCGGGGCAGGACUCAGGCUGACCUGUAGGAUGUAACCCGUGUGUCUCUUUGGUGGUAGCUUUCUUUGGAAGAGACAAACAAGAUCUGAUUAUUUUCCAAAGUGUAUGUGAAAAGAAACUUUCUUUUGAGGGGUGUAAAAUCUUAGUCUCUUGUGUCAAAAAGAAAGGGGCGGGGGAGUUUGAGUGUGUACCUCUAAGACAAAUCUCUUGGGCCUUUUAUUUUUUCCUGGCAAUGUCCUUAAAAGCUCCCACCCCGGGACAGCAUGCCACUGAGCAAGGGAGAGAUGGGCGAGCCUGAAGAUGGUCCCUUUGGUUUCUGGGGCAGAUAGAGCACCAGCUUUGGGCAUAAUUUGGCUCUCCAAAUUUGAACUCCUUCCUAAAGAAACCCAGCAGCCACCUUGAAAAAGGCCAUUGUGGAGCCCAUUAUACUUUGAUUUAAAAUAGGUCAAGAGAAUCAGGCCCGGAGAUCUAGGGUCUUGUCCAAAGUGUGAGUCAGUGAGAGGGAACCAACAUUUGCUAAGUCUCUACUGUAUGCCAGGGAUCAUGCUUGGCACUUUCCACAGGACAUUCCACUCAGUCCUUAGAACCCCCAGGAGAGAGCUACUGGCUUGUUACCAUCCCCAUUUGAUCAUCUCCUCCAAUGAGGAAACCCAGGCACCUUCCUCAGUGUUGAAAUCCUGGGUUCCAAAGGGGCAGGUAAUGGCAGUGAGACUUCUCUGUGCUGUUUUUCUCAUGUUCUCUAAGUCAAGCAGUUAUUUUAUGGAGGGAAAAUAAGGCCAGAAACUUCUGAGCAGAGAACUCCUCUACAAAUGGAAAUUUAGUACUUUCUUCCUGAUGCCAGUUCUUCUGGGAAGCCCAGAAUUUCAUAUAUAUUUUAGUAACACAUUCCCAGCUCCCCAGGAAAGCCAGUCUCAUCUAAUUUCUUAGUCAGUAAAAACAAUUCCCUGUUCCCUCAGGCUAUGAAGGGACCAGCCAGGGACACUCUCGAUCUUGAUCUCUAGCCAGUGCUUAGGCCCAGUAUCUGACAGCCUCAGGUGGGCUGGGACCGAGGAAGCUCCAUCUUGAAGGCUGGUCUAGCCCCAGACAGGGCAUGAGGGGCAGAGAACCCAAGAAGGCACAGCUUUGGCCCUCAGGAGCCCACUGUAUGCUGGGGAAAUUGAACCACGGUGCAGUAGUGUGGAGUGGAUGAGUGUUCCAUGAGCCUAGGAGCAAGAAAGUCUCUUUGGCCUAGGGCUUCCUGGGGAAGGGGACAUCCGUUCCUGCUGGGUCUUAACAGGUAGAAAAAGAACAAAAAGGAAACUCAGGCAAAGGGAUCCAUAUGUGCAAUGGCAAAGAAAUGUGAAAAGGCAUCGGGAGGAGCAGUCUGGGGGAGGCCAGCCCAGUGCGGGCACAGCACAACAGGCGGAGCAGCAGGGAUGAGCCAGGGUCCAGGAGAGAGAGGCCCAUCGCAAGUGCAGACUUUGUCCUAUUGGAAACAAGGAGUCCACGGAGCUUUAGAGAGAUGUACUCAGCUUCGUGUUGGCAAAGACUCCCUCUGACCAAUGGGGCUGCCUCUUUUACUUUCAUCAGACACUGUGAAAACAUUCCCUUAAGUGUGUACUUUUUAAUAUCACAUCUCUUUGUCUGUCUGCUCACUGUUUUGUUGCUGGAACUAAAUAUACAGUGGAUCAUGAGACUCGGAUUCUAUGAGAAACCCAGGGUCUCUGCUUUACCACGGAGCAGGGUCACCAACCCAGAUCUCCAGGCCCAUGAGGAUGGAACAUGAAAGGAGCCCACAAAAGUGGCUUCCAUUGGCAUGGGCUCUGGAGCUGUCUAGAAGUCCAGGGACACCAGACUUGAUCAAGGAAGGGCUGUCACUUUAGAGGUUCAAAAGGAAGAGCCUCAAAGCAAAGGCAAGCAAAGGAACCCCGCGAUGAACUUGCUCUUUUCCUUUGAUGAGCCUCUCCCCAGGUGUAUUUCAGCAGACCCCGGGGACCCACCCACACUGGGCCUGCUGGCCUCCCUUGGCUCCAGCCCACUGCCCCAGCUGGCCUUCCCCAGCCUGCAAGGAGCCUGGAGCAUGGCAAAUCCACCUGCUGUAGGCUAUUAUCUCAGAUCUUGGUACAUCCAGACAGCAUGAGGAUGGAGGGAGAGCUAUUUAACACAAAUCCUAACAUUUUUUUUCUGCUCAGGAAGGGGUGUAAUAGCUGGCAGAUAAACAUGACAGCAGUUUCUAUCAUUUUAAAUGGUAGGAAUUUAAAGUGUGACUUUAAGAAGAAAAAAACUUGUAAAAAAAAAAAAAAUAUAUAUAUAUAUAUAUAUAUAUCAGGCCAUGGUGGGGUAACCCAGCAAGGACCAGUGAUGAUUCCCCCAGCUCAUCCCCUUGUUUUCCCACAACCCAACCAUUCUCCAAAGAAAGCAAGGCAGUGAAUAGGUCUUAAGCCAGUGCACACAGGAAGAAAUUGAGGCUCACAGAUGGGGAUGACUUCCUAAGAUCCCAUGAGACAAGGAUGUGGCAAGGCUUGGAUGAGAUGGGGCACCAGUGCCCAGGAAUUUGAACAUUUUCCUUUACCCAGGAAAUCUCUGGAGUCACCACAACCUCCCCCAGGGGAUCUCCCCACCCCACCCCAUUUACAGGGUGAGCUCAGCCUGUCGUGAGGAGAGGAAAAUAUUAUUAGUGCUCUCUGAGUCUUUACAACAGGAGCUCUCACCUCAUAGAUGUGAACCCUGUUUGGAGAAGAUGCAAGGAAGUAAAGAGAAGCCCAGGAACUUUCUCCAUUUGUGUGUGUUUAUGGCCUAGAUAGCUACAGGAUGUAUCUUAGCUGCACUCCAACAUUGCAUCCUUUCUGGGGUGAAGAAUCUAGGCCAACCAGGGGCCCUUGGUUCUCUAGAAGGCCACAGUAGGCCUUUGUGGGAAUGGAAAGGGACAGCUUGCUUUUAGUGCUGGCCCUCUCUGUGGGUGUGGCCUGCAAAGGAACCAACAGACCCUAUGCUGGGGACUGUAAUGUGUGAGCUCAUUAAAUUCUUCCAACAUUCUAAAGGAGGGUUUGUGAUUGUCACCAUUUUACUGAUGAGGAAAGUAAGGCUCCUAGGGGAGAAAUCACUUGCCCACAGUUCCAUAGCUAGUGAGUGAAAGAACCAGGAUUUAAACUGGUUUUUUCUCACUACAGAGACUAUUUUUCCACCAUUGUAUCUCACAUUUUUCCCAGGAGGUUAUCCGUAACAGAAGAGACUAGAGUGGAACGGCUAUCUCAGUAGAUACAGCUCAAAGCAAACAACAGUAAGCUUAAAAUUCCUUCAUAGUCUCAUGUUUUACUUUAACAAUUCAUGCAAAAUUUGCAUUCCACUUUCUGAUUUAGCCUGGUUGGUUUUAAUAUGACUGUAUGAAUAUUUCAAAAAAAAAAUGUGCUCUGUUCCUCAUGUUGUUCUGUUCUGUUCACCUCACUAUGACGGACCCUGGGUCAGCUGGUCUUGAACUUGACCCUAGAAUUGACUCUAGGAGCAGUGGCCCUGCUGCCUCCCAGAGCCAAUUACAGGCAAGAUCAAGACCAACUGACCUUCUCCUAGGCAGCUCCUUUGGUGUGCAGAUGCUCUGACCUCACUGUUCAUGAGUGGACCUCAACUCAGGUAUCUUCCAGUUGGGUGCUGGAAGGAACCCAUUGACUCACACUAGAAUGAUGAGGAUUUGCUCAUCUGGCGUGGAGAAGGAUGAGCCCACAAAACCCUAAAAGGAAAGGAGAGGCUGGACACAGCUGUACUCAGCAUAUUCCUGAAUGCUAGGCUGGAAAGUGGUGCCUGUUGUCCAAGUGGAGUCACAUGGUUGCUAAUGUGGGCAAGUCUGAGGACACACUUCAUGAGCAGCUGGGGUCUGGAAGGUUCCUCGCUUUACCCUGGCCACAUAUACUUACUGGUUGCCUACAGCACAUAGAACCUUGGAGAGAGCACUAUUAGGAAACCGAGAUUACUGUGGCACAAUUAAUUCCUGGGUAAGGCAUGGGGUUGUGGUAGACAGAGCUCAGUCUUUAGUUUGAAUCCCAACCCUGCCAUUUCUUGGCCAUACAGUGUUGGGCCAACCAAUUAAUGUAAAAACAUACAUGAAAAAAGGACCCUCAUCAACAUUAGAAGGGGUAGAUUCAGAGCACUUUAGGCAGGAAAACAGGAAGGCAAGGCCAGGAAACUGGAACCCAAUGAAUACUCAGAACCAAGGAUGCAGAUGAUUUAUUUAGCGAAGUGGUCACUUCUGUGACAUAGCUGGACAAAGGAUGGGUAACAGCUUGGCAGAGCCAGUUGGAGCAAGGGCAAAUCUCAGUGUCUGGGGCAAAAGAUGAUGAAUUUCCCUCUGACCCAUCAUGUUUAUUCAUCUUCCACUCCCCAUUGCCACACUAGCUCUUGCUGUAUGUCCUCAGCAGGAUCUACAUUCCCUCAGCGCUGGUGGGAACCCCUUAGAGUACAUAGAGGUGUCAGUCCAGUAAGACUGCUCUACACAACAGAAGUGAGGCCCAGGGAAUAGCAGCCAGGCCCUUAUCCUGUUAUCUCUGCAGGAGUGACUACCCUACCCAGAUCCAGAGACACUGAAGGAAAUGAUAAUUCCCUGGUACCUCACUGCCUCGGGACAGAAUGAAGAAAGCCACCCUUCCUUAGGCUGCAGCUGGCCACCGCUGGGCUGGGUAAACAGGUCAUCAGCACCAAGCUAAAUCAGGAGUAACACUAUGGAAGACACGGGUGAGCCCAAGAGGAAGCAUGAACACGAUACUGGUCCUAAGUCAUGUCAACAGGUUGUGCUGGGCCAGGAUCCCCAGGGGAAAAAAAAUGGUCAACCCAACUGGAGGGUGGAAGAAAAAAAACAUAAACAUGGAUAGUCACGUCAUCUCAAAUCCCUGACUUGCCUUCCUCAUUACUUAACAGUGUGAGCUCCUUCUCACUCUAUGACCAGCUUUGAAUCACAGCCAAGUAAAACAAGGAAAUAGGAAAAGUAAAUCCAACUAGAAGAGACAAGCUGAUAGACAAGCUCCCAUGCAAGGGUUCUCUGUUGGAGGUUUUCCAUGUAUACAUGUCUAGAAGUGAUAGAAUGCAAGACCUUGGCUUCCUCUUGCAGGGAUCUGCCUUUGAGGUCAUAGACUGUCUGAACAACAGGGAGAGAGGUUAGUGGUGGAGCAUGGGGGGAGCUGUUCUAGCCCCAGUUUCUUCUGACACAUUUUUCAGGAUCAUGGAUCUGAUCCUCAGAAGCACAGGAAAGACAUCUAAGCCAUAUUUGUGCACAUGAGCAGACUCUUCUAGAUUUUUAGUAACCAGGGAUGGGCUUUUGCAUGGCACUGACUAUACAGUUGUCUUGUAGAGAUCAAGCCAGUCUUUUGCAUCCCACCUCUAGAAAAGAUGGGAAAAGGUCAUCAAAGGGGCUACAUUCACCAACUGAAAAUCCACCCAUGAAUGUUAGGUCUCUAAAAGGAGGCAUCAGCACUCACAAUGGUAGCCUCCAAACCUAGCAUCCCACCUAUGUAAGAGCUCAGUGGUGGUCCACUGGGACACAUACAAGGGAAGUAAAAGGGCUCAGGAUGAAAGAGAAUCUGUUGGGAAGACUUUUAGGGGCUGGAUCGUUAUGGGGCUUCCUUCUGUAUCUGAGAACUGCUCUGGGUGGUGGGAUGUGGACUCUGAUCCUUGAUUGGAAUGUUCAGAGAAUGAGUGUCUGGUGGCCUUGAAGUGUUGGACAGAAAAGUAUCAGUAUAAAAGCCUGGAGCUCAGGGUAAUUAAUGUAGUUCAUGGUUCCUUAGUGAGCAGGACUCUUGGAUGUAGAGGAGAAAGGGUCAUAGGAAGUAACCCGCCAAAAUUACAAAUUUAGUCUCUGUACAAUUACUUCAGUGCCUUUGGGCUUAUGAAUACAAAUCAGUGGACCUUCUCUAUGAUGGUCCAACAAACUCUCAGUGCCCACCCUGUCCCUGUAUCUCCCAUGGAAGAUGAAUACUGUCAGGUGUUCUUUGGGUCAAAGCCCCCAGGGCAUUCUGGAGGCUCAGAGGGCAAAGUGGUGUCAUUCCAUGUAAAAUCAGGCUUCUGAGGCAUCAGGCAGAAUACGGUGUCCAUAUACUCCAUAGGUCUGCUGAUUCUUGGAUGAAGUCAAGCACAGUUUGCUAGACCCAGGUCACUCCUCUGAGUAUAACUAGGACCCAUGAGUGAAACUUAAUAGCUGUAAGGAAGACCUGCUGUCUGCCAGAGAGGGUAAGCUGCCCAUCUCGGCAGCUGUCUAAAAAAUGCCAGGUGUCUCUUUAAAGGGAAGAGGAGCAUUGCUGAAAUGGAUUUCAGGUCACUUCCAUUCUAGAUGGGUGAGAUCUUGUGGAGCUGGAAUCACAUUUGAACUCAUUCAUACCUGUAGAGCACAAAUCCAAGUAGAGUGUGUUUGGUCUGUACAGGUUGAAGCCCCCUGCUCCCCCGUCCAAGUCUCCUCACUGAGCAGGCCAACAUGCUCUUGUGGCUGCAUAUAUUGGGCUGAUCCAUUCUGGUUAUCACCAAACAGCAAACCAUAGGGAACAGCCACUUUGCCAUAGACCCAAUACCCACGUAGAUCUCUGAUGAGAGCAGCCAUAACUCAGACCCACUGACCAAAAGGGCCAUGAGUGACAGCCAAAACCAGUGAAGGUCCAAGCAGGACACAGACCAGGGCUUUGCUUGCCAUAUACAUUAUCUCCAGAGGUUAUUUCUACCCCACUCCCUAUUCAAGGCCUGUUGGAGCAGAUUGCAAAAGCAAAAGCACAGUAACUCAAUUUACACAUGAUUAUAAUCAUUUCCAGUGCACACAUUUCAUCACCAGGUGGAUCCUGAGUUAGCCCAUGUAAAUCCAGGUUAACCCACAUUGGUAAUCAGACUCAAAAGCACUUUUCACCCUACAUUCUACUAGCCAAUCAAAGACAAAGAGUUGUGGCCUCUACCAUUGCCUUGGCUUCUGAACACCCUCACAGGCUAUCCCAAGGUUCCCGCUCAACUCCAGGGAGGCUGACAUCUUCACAUCCACUGGGCAUAUGAUAUUGCAUGAGACCAAAGUCUCCACAUUGUUUGAAGCCUCCUCCAUGAAUCCCAAUGGCCUGCACUUGUACAGUUUGGGUGUUUGAUAGAUAAAGCACGUAUGAGAAGAGAAAACAAAAUAAAUCAACUUUUUAAAAAAGCCAGCACUGUGCUGUCAAUGUUUUUUUUUUUCUUUUCAAUUCUAGCUUAAAAAAGCAGAAGGUAAAUAAUGUCAGGUCAAUGAAUAUCAGAUAUAUUUUUUGACUGUACAUUACAGUGAAGUGUAAUCUUUUUACACCUGCAAGUCCAUCUUAUUUAUUCUUGUAAAUGUUCCCUGACAAUGUUUGUAAUAUGGCUGUGUUAAAAAAUCUAUACAAUAAAGCUGUGACCCUGAGA